Messenger RNA from Lachnellula hyalina, 1071 nucleotides. RefSeq lists its product as uncharacterized. The transcript has a single exon. Bases 1 to 1071 code for a protein of 356 amino acids. Lineage: Eukaryota; Fungi; Ascomycota; Leotiomycetes; Helotiales; Lachnaceae. The record is from RefSeq and is a predicted model, not a curated record.
AUGGCCGAAGAUGGUGCUGGUUCUACCGUUGCAGGCCGACUGCGAACGGCAUCGGUCUCACUCAUGAAUUUCAAUCCACAGCUUGGCAUGUGGGCUGCGACAGGAGCUGCCAUUGCUCACGCACCAAAUCUGACAGAACUUCGAGAGCCAGUUGCAGGAGGGGAGAACAUCGAGUUCGAUGAGCACGGGCAUAGCGCUCGAACCGUGACGACCGACGAAAAUGGGAUGCCAGUUCUGUCCUCGGCCAUGUCCAAGACUGCUAGUCGAAUACUGGUUGACGAGACCGAUCUCAAGGGGCAACCAGUUUGCGUGCCUCUCGUCCGAAGACAAACGCUGCUAGAACAAUCACAGACGGAGGAAAAGCACGGCUGGGGCGAGACAAUUUUACACGGAUUGAACGCGGCAUGGAAAUUCGUCUGCACGCCAACGGGCUUCCUCAUGACCAUUUAUGGACUGAACAUCGUGGCUUGGGGAGCCAUGUUAUUUUUCCUACUCCUUGAUGCCGCGCCGGCCAUGGAUCACCCAAACAAGAAUUCCAAUGAUUCCCCAAGGAAGAAGUGGUUAGAGAUCGACAGUCAAAUCCUGAACGCGCUUUUUUGCGUUACAGGCUUUGGUUUGGCUCCUUGGAGAUUCAGGGAUUUAUACUGGUUGAUACAGGCAAGACUGAGGAAGAAUCGUUAUGCCAUGGGGAGGCUGGUCCAACAGAACAAAUCGUGGUUUCGGCCACCAGCUUGGUACGAGGAAGACGAGCAGGUCGAAGAUGGCUUUGCAAAGAGAAUAACCUUCACUGGAGACGUUGCUCCACCGACCAGCCUUUGGAAGUUGAGUUUUGUAAUAUGGAUGAUGGUCGCAAACACCUUUCUUCAGGCUGUCCUUUCGGCUUUCAUGUGGGCAUACAAUCGGAUCAACAGACCGUCCUGGGCAACUGGAACCUUCAUUGCGCUUGGAUGCGGGGUCAGUAUGUUGGCUGGUGUGAUGAUGUGGUGGGAAGGCCGUAAGGUAAAGAAGAUCGAGGGACCCGUGAUUAAGGUGGUGGAAGCUACGGAUACCGACAAGGGAACUGAUGGAUAG